Molecule: messenger RNA, 1205 nt
Organism: Dissoconium aciculare CBS 342.82
Lineage: Eukaryota; Fungi; Ascomycota; Dothideomycetes; Mycosphaerellales; Dissoconiaceae
Exons: 1
Coding region: 79-801 (240 amino acids)
Source: RefSeq, a predicted model, not a curated record
CAACCAUGCUUGUCUCGCCAGCGUAGUCAGCAAACACUUGACACGUCGCAUCGGUGUCUCGUCUUAGAUAUCUCAACGAUGGGAUGGCUAUGGUCUACAUCUCCGCCAAAGCCGGAGCGUGAUGAAAAGCAUGAGGCUCCAGCACCAUCGCCGCCGCCUCCGCAGCACAUUGGCACAUUACCGCAGUCCAGGAUCGACGACCCAACAGCAGACCCAACCUCAUCGCGAUUCGCCCUGACCGAAGAGCAACGAAUACGGAUAUUCGGCCGUCCUUCUGUCGAGAAGACAAAUGUAUCACCUGCCGAGGGCCAACAAGCCGAUGCGGAAAUGGAAGCAUUCCUGAAUUCCCUCGCAGCUCCCGGACCCACGCCAGCGCAACCCACAGCCGUUCCCAAGGCACCUCCUCAGCCCACAGCCUCGGAACCCGAGGAGCCCGUAAACAUCGAUCGCCGCCGACCGGAUGGCUCACUAGACAUAUCCAUCGACGUGAUGCAUCCUCGGACGAUGUCCUGCGUUGAAGCCUUCGACGAACUUCUCUAUUGCCAGAACGCCUGGGCCAAGGUGAACAACACCUACCAAUUCGGCGAAUGGAGAUCCUGCGGAGAAGAGUGGGCAGCGUGGAAGUUUUGCAUGCGGGUACGCAUGCUGGCGGAAAAGGACAAGCAGCCCCAGAUCCGCGACUUCUACGCUGCGCGCCUGGCCGAGCGCAAGAAAAGGUUUGGCAGCAGUGAGGAUGUUUGGGAGGCUCGGGACACGGCCGUCGAGAAGGCUUUCUGGAAGCAUCAUGAUGAUGACACUUGAGAGCUUGAUUGAUAGGGACGGUUUCGGUGGAGCUUCAUAUCCUUGAUACUGAAUGUUCGUUACGCUUCUAUCACAGAACAAGAAAAUCGUUGCCAUAGGAUCACCAGACGAGUUUGAAGGGCCCUGGACAACUUCACAACUCUUCGGCAUGUCUCGCGAAGAGCUACACCGCUGCAAUCCAAAACCCACGACAGGGUGCCGCCAGCCAGAGUGUGCUGAUGGUUGGCAUGGUUGGGAUACUGAUGGGCAUACUGCGAAUCUAGGGGCGAACUAAGACGUUCAGCACGGCUGGACUUGAUUGCGCCCUUGCCAAUGAAGGAAUGCUGAAGCGAUCAUGUAAUUAUACUGUAUGAAGAAAUGUGACAAAUAGAAAGUCAAGAUCAUCAACAUUAAGUCUACCUAUA